GCGUGCAUAGCAUUCAUCCAUUGUCAGCCAACUUGAUUACUUAUCCUUUUGGAUGACCAUGAUGAGAAAAGACUUGAAUUUGAAUAGCCCAUUCAAAAAAAGCAUGUCACAUCAUACCUGCUGCUCCCGUUGCACAUGCAUCGAUGGGUCAUUUGACUGGCCAUGUCAAUAACGAUAGAUGCAUACACAAAACUUUCACCAUCCAAAGGUUUAAUACCUUCACUCAUACCUGCAGAGCAGAGCGGUACUGCAGAGGUCUCAACGCACGGACAAGAGAGCAGAGUGCAGCAAACUUAUCAAAGCUGUAAAGAAAGAACUUACCGAGAAGCCGGAAAAGCGGGAUAUGUCAGAUCCAUCGGAUGGUUAGUAAGACUCAUGAAUAGUAGCUGCAGAUGAUUGGUCAAAAAGUAUUCGUUUGAAAGCCAGCAAAGCGGGAUAUCUCAAAACCAUCGGA
Meira miltonrushii is the source of this 454-nucleotide messenger RNA. RefSeq lists its product as uncharacterized. The coding region runs from base 163 to 396 and encodes 77 amino acids. The record is from RefSeq and is a predicted model, not a curated record. The transcript has a single exon. NCBI's taxonomy places the organism in Eukaryota, Fungi, Basidiomycota, Exobasidiomycetes, Exobasidiales, Brachybasidiaceae.